AGAAAUUUCCAAGAAGGCAAAGCGGGUUAAAUUACAAAUAGUAUAAAACAGAAAAUGUAAACAGAUACGCCUUUAAUUGAUAAAAUGCACAUAUGAAGCAACGCUAUUCAGAUAAGCAGGCAAGUAAAAACUAUUUCCUGCGUUAACUUGUCCACUCAAGUGAGUUCUCACUCAGCGAAAACAUCUCGGAUAGGUCACAUCCUAUUUUGUCAAACUCCCUUAAAUAAACUAAUUUUACUUGGAGCAUGAGUUCAGAUGAUUUUGUGGACGCCCAACCAGUCCCUCCCGUAGAGGCUUCAAUUGUAAGCCAAACGGAUAACGAAACAUCAUCAGCAACUCGGCCACAGCACUCGAGAACCAACUUUUCAAGCCAAGACUGCGUGGAUUAUCCUAUUAUCACCGUACCUGUGAAUAAAGACACCCAAUGCUACAAUAUGCACCACAAGAGACGCGGCGAUGCAUACAUUUUUCACCACACAGAAUUCGAUUCCAAUUUGGUGUUAGGAGAAAGAAAAGAUGACAAGGACUUGCUCCAAAAGUUGUCUGAUAUUUUAGCUGAUCGUUUGGAGUUCAACGUUAAAGUUUUUAAAGACUUAAAAUAUAAAAAAAUCGAAGAGGAAAUAAAGAAAGCGGCACACGAAAAUCACAAGAAUAGCGACUGCAUUCUAUUUGUCUUCAUGACUCACGGAUCCAAUGAUAAACUGUAUGCCCGUAACACGCACUACACUCUCGAUCCAUUGCGAUCCCUGUUCACAUCUGAAAAAUGUCGCACUCUUGCAGGAAAACCAAAAAUAUUCAUCAUUCAGGUUUGCUUUUCCUUUAACAACUACAGAGGGAAGUUAAAUUUCUCGUUUCUAAUUAAUCUAAUCGGGCAACAGGCGUGUCGAGGUAGUUUGGUGGACGAGGGAACCCUUAUUCCUCUUUGUCCCAAUCGUCGCAUUAGCUCAAGUGCAAUGGAUGGUCCAAGCAUUCCUUACAAAUUAUCAACACACGCGGAUUUUUUAAUUGCAUAUGCUACUGUUUCUAAUUACGCCGCUUACCGAACGUGGUUCCUCCAAGCUCUUUGUAAGGUCUUGGACUCGGAGGAAAACCAGAAAGACGACUUCCUUUCCAUGAUGACAACCGUCCAAAGAGAAGUCGCCAUUUCAUUCGAAAGCGAGCUUGGGGACAAGCAGAUCCCAUCUCUAACAAGCUUGCUCACCCGCAAAAUUUACUUUACGCAAAAGGAAAAGCCUCGAAAUACGCUGACGAAUAGAAUGUCAUGUAUAAAUUCGAAUAUUUCCGAGUAAUAAACGGCGUGCAUUCUGA
Messenger RNA from Daphnia magna, 1308 nucleotides. Its product is annotated as caspase-1. Bases 246 to 1289 code for a protein of 347 amino acids. Lineage: Eukaryota; Metazoa; Arthropoda; Branchiopoda; Diplostraca; Daphniidae. Gene Ontology annotation, cellular component: cytoplasm. The transcript is spliced from 4 exons. The record is from RefSeq and is a predicted model, not a curated record. Gene Ontology annotation, biological process: proteolysis; apoptotic process.